CAAACGAAGACCAACGUCAAAAUCCCCUUUAUUCCACCGUCAAACUACUCAGAAUCUAUGUAAUUGUGUGAACCGUCGCUCGCCAGGCGGUUCACUGAUCCGACUAGCUAGCUCGGACCUUGCUUGUUCUCGUACUUAAACUGCUAAAGAUAAGAGGGGGAUAUUGUUGGAGAUGGCAAGUGUGCUCAGGCCUUCUCCUUUGGCUUACAUAUACUCGUGGCUAGCCAAGGCAAUGGACCGAGACGAGUCUGUUCGGAAACCGGCCGAGGCGGCUCUCUUUCGAAUCGAGCGUAUGCCCGGGUUUUACUCUUGUCUCAUGGAAGUGAUUACAAUGAAAAGUUCAGCCUCUCGUGUAGAGGUACGAUUAAUGGCCUGUGUAUAUUUGAAAAACAGAAUUGAUCGAUUUUGGAGGCAGAGACGAGAUUCACCGGGGAUAAGCAACAAUGAGAAACUGCAUUUAAGGAAAAAGUUGUUUUCGCACUUGAAAGAAGACAAUUAUAAGAUAGCUGAAAUGCUAGCAUUGAUCAUCUCUAAAAUUGCUCACUUUGAUUAUCCGAGGGAAUGGCCAGAUCUGUUUUCUUUUCUAGCAACGCAGCUUCAGUCAGCCGAUGUUCUUACCUCCCACAGAAUAUUUAUGAUCCUCUUUAGAACUUUGAAGGAGUUAUCCAAAAAACAUCUUACUGCAGAUCAAAUGAAUUUUGCAGAGAUAUCAUGCUAUUUAUUUGAGUAUUGCUGGAAUCUUUGGCAGAGUGAUGUACGAACAAUAUUACAUGGUUUUUCUACAAUCACUGAGAGCUGUAAUUCGAGUACUGUGGAGCAGAAUCAUGAUGAUCUUUAUUUAAUUUGUGAGAGAUGGCUGUUUUGUCUAAAGGUAAUAUGCCAUUUAGUGAUUUCAGGGUUUCAAAGUGAUGCAGACUGUGUUCAGGAAGUAAGACCGGUUAAGGACGUUUGUCCUGUACUUUUGGGUGCUGCUCAAUCGUUACUUCCAUAUUAUGAAUCUUUUCAAAAUAGUCAUCCUAAAUUCUGGGACUUCAUAAAGAGGGCAUGUCCUAAAUUGAUGAAGAUUCUAGAUGCAAUUCAACAGCGGCAUCCUUAUUCUUUUGGCGAUAAAUCUGUCAUUCAACCUGUCCUCAAUUUCUGUUUAAACAAGAUUACAGAUCCUGAGCUUCACAUACUGUCCUUUGAGCAAUUCCUGAUUAAGUGUAUGAUAAUGAUAAAAAGUGUAUUGGAAUGUAAACAAUAUAAACCACGUCUAACUGGAUGGGCUAUUGAUGACAAUCAUGUUGCUGGUGUUUUGACCUCCUUCUUGCCCAAAGAACAGAUAGUACUUUUUUGCACAGUAUUGAUAAGGAGGUAUCUUGUUCUAACUAAAAAUGACUUGGAGGAAUGGUCUGAGAACCCCGAGGUUUUUUAUCAUGAGCAGGAUCUUGUUCAGGGGACAGAGAAGCUAAGGACUUGUGCAGAGUCUUUAUAUAUUGUAUUGUUUGAAAGCCACAGUCAACUGCUAGCUCCUGUUGUGGUGUCCAUUCUUCAUGAGGUGAUGAACGGCUGCCCUACUUCUGUGACUGAAUUUUCUCCAGGGUUACUUCUUAAAGAGGCUGCCUAUGGUGCUGCUGCACAUGUAUAUUAUGAGCUCUCAAAUUACCUAAGCUUCCAUGAUUGGUUUAAUGGUGCUUUAUUCCUUGAACUUUCUAAUGGUCAUACAAAUACGUGUAUCAUCCGCCGGAGAGUUGCACUACUAUUGGAAUGGGUUCCUGGGGCAGAGGUGGGUACAGAGAUUCAGAAUCAUAUUAAAAGAGUUAUAUACUGUGCAUUGGUGCAUCUGUUAGAAGACAGAGACCUAGCUGUGAGGCUGGCUGCCUGCCGAUCAUUAUGUUUACAUGUGGAAGAUGCAAAUUUUUCAGAGAGCGGUUUUUCUGAUCUGUUUUCUGUGUGUUGGGCUUCAUGUUUUAAGUUGGUGGAUGAAGUUCAAGAGUUUGAUUCGAAGGUCCAGGUUUUUAAUUUGAUUUCCCUUCUUCUUGGUUAUUUCAAUGAGGUCAUCCCAUAUGCAAACAACAUGAUGCAGUUUUUCCAGAUGGUAUGGGAGGAAUCUUCUGGUGAAAGCCUUUUACAGAUACAGCUUCUUAUCACAUUGCGAAACUUUGUUAAUGCAUUGGGAUAUCAUUCACCUUGUUCCUACGGCAUGCUCCUCCCCAUUCUUCAGAAAGUGAUUGAUAUAAAUGAUCCAGAUAAACUCGAUCUUCUGGAUGACGGCAUGCUGUUGUGGGAAACUACAGUUUAUCAUGCGCCUGCAAUGGUGUCUCAACUCUUAGCGUUAUUCCCAGGUCUGGUGAAAAUCGUGGAAAGUAAUUUCGACCAUUUGGAGGUUGCUGUCAAAAUUACAGAAGGUUACAUUCUUUUGGGUGGAAGGGAAUUUUUCAACUUGCAUGCUUCCAGUGUGGCUGAACUUCUUGAUCUCUUUGUUGGAGAUGACAAUGACAGGACGCUACUUUCAGCUCUUCCUGUCAUUGACAUUUUGAUACAGUGUUACCCCGCGGAAGUACUGCCAUUAAUCAACACUACUUUACAAAAACUUCUUGUUAUUUGCUUGAGUGUAAGUGACGAUGGCAAUCCUUUAGACACAGCUAUUAAAGCAUCUUCAGCUGCUAUCCUAGCAAGGAUUUUGGUGAUGAAUCGCAACUAUCUUGCACUCUUAACAUCACAACCUUCCCUUUCAUCACAACUGCAGCAGGCUGGUGUAUCUGUUGAAUAUAACAUUCUUCUUAGUCUGGCUGACACAUGGCUUGAACAGGUGGACAAUGUUUAUUCAUCCUCAAAGAAAAUAUUUGGCCUAGCACUUUCCGUGAUUAUGACUCUACAGCUGCCUCAAGUUCUAUAUAAACUUGAUCGGAUAUUAAGUGUCUGCAGUAGUAUGAUUUUGGGAGGGACUGAUGACUUAACGAUGGAAGAAUCAAGUGGUGAUGGCAUGAGCUCCAGCAGGUCCCACGGCGAGGGUUCCCUUUCCAGUAAGGAGCUAAGAAGAAGACAGAUCAAAGCCGCAGACCCUAUUAACCAGAUGUCAGUGGAAAACGCUGUGAGAUACAAUCUUGGAAUCUGUGCUGAAGUACACAAGAGGUCAUUUUAUUAUGCCAUUGGGAGGAUGCAUCCUGCAGCCCUUGCACAACUGAAGCAGGCGCUGAAGAUUCCAUAGGCAGCCCUUUUUCUUCCCCAGGAAUCAUUCGCAUGUUAAUUUUUUUUCCCAGUUUUUUCUCAUUAAUUCUUACCCCAUAGGGGGAUAUACUAAAGUACU
Molecule: messenger RNA, 3289 nt
Organism: Hibiscus syriacus
Lineage: Eukaryota; Viridiplantae; Streptophyta; Magnoliopsida; Malvales; Malvaceae
Product: importin-11-like
Exons: 23
Coding region: 173-3190 (1005 amino acids)
Biological process (GO): protein import into nucleus
Cellular component (GO): cytosol; nuclear envelope
Molecular function (GO): small GTPase binding
Source: RefSeq, a predicted model, not a curated record